UGUUCUUUGUGUGAGUGAGAGAUAUUUAAUAGGAAGUCGAAGAUCAAGAUCAUGGGGGACUCCGCUGCUUCAUAUAUCCACACGGUGCACCACCUGAUCGAGAAAUGUCUUCUCUUCCAUAUGACCAAAGAAGAGUGCAUGGAAGCUCUCUCUAAACAUGCAAACAUACAACCACUCAUUACCUCCACUGUAUGGAAGGAGCUAGAGAAAGAGAACAAGGAAUUCUUCGAGGAGUACGCGAGAAAGAGAGGAGACCGCAUGUCCGAACAGGAGACAAGUCAAAAGAUCCACAACAUACUGUCUGAUUGUUCGACCGCAAGAGAUUCCGAUAAUUAAGCCCUCUU
Molecule: messenger RNA, 344 nt
Organism: Telopea speciosissima
Lineage: Eukaryota; Viridiplantae; Streptophyta; Magnoliopsida; Proteales; Proteaceae
Exons: 3
Coding region: 52-336 (94 amino acids)
Source: RefSeq, a predicted model, not a curated record